Molecule: messenger RNA, 3918 nt
Organism: Xyrauchen texanus (razorback sucker)
Lineage: Eukaryota; Metazoa; Chordata; Actinopteri; Cypriniformes; Catostomidae
Product: exocyst complex component 6-like
Exons: 23
Coding region: 36-2474 (812 amino acids)
Biological process (GO): exocytosis; intracellular protein transport; Golgi to plasma membrane transport
Cellular component (GO): membrane; exocyst
Source: RefSeq, a predicted model, not a curated record
UUGUCACACAUGAACACUGUGACGAGAGAGCCAACAUGGCGGAGAGCGAGAACCUGGAGACCGUCACCGAACAUGAGCGAAUAUUACAGGAGGUUGAGAGCACGGACACGGCAUGCGUUGGCCCGACGCUCCGAUCUGUGUAUGAUGAUCAGCCCAAUGCACACAAAAGGUUUAUGGAGAAACUUGAUGUCAGAAUACGCAACCAUGACAGAGAGAUCGAGAAAAUGUGCAACUUCCAUCAUCAGGGCUUCGUGGAUGCCAUCACAGAACUGCUGAAGGUUCGAGCAGAUGCGAAGAAACUGAUGGGCCAAGUGAGCGACACCAACCGAAGACUUCAAGACGCCGGACGGGAGGUGACGGCCCAAACAGAAGAGGUCAUCCGCUGCCGGGUUCAACAGAGGAACAUGGCCACCACGGUGGAGAAAUUGCAGCUCUGCAUCCCUGUCUUGGAAAUGUACAGCAAACUGAAGGAGCAGCUUGAAUCAAAAAGAUACUAUUCGGCAUUGAAAACCAUGGAGCAGCUAGAAAACAUUUUUAUUCCCAGAGUGAAUCAGUACAGGUUCUGCCAAAUCAUGGCUGAGAUGCUUCCUAAACUCCGAGAGGAGAUAAAGGAGAUCUCCAUGUCUGACCUGAAAGACUUCCUGGAGAGCAUCCGCAAGCACUCGGAUAAGAUUGGUGAAACCGCAAUGAGACAGGCUCAGCAGCAUCGUACAUUUAACAGUGCAGUACAGAAGCAGGUGACUCUGAGCUGUGCUAAACCUCUCUACGGUUUGUACAGCCAAACAGCCCUCCGUCAUAAUGGCUUGAGCACAGAGGAGACGGUGGAAGAAGAGGAGACGGAUGAGGAGGUUUUGACUGCACAGGAUCUGGUGGACUUUUCACCUGUGUACCGGUGUCUUCACAUCUACACUGUUUUGGGAGACAGAGAAACAUUUGAAAGCUACUAUAGAAAGCAGAGAAAAAAGCAAGCGAGACUUGUCCUGCAGCCUCAUUCUAACAUGCAUGAGACAGUGGAGGGCUACAGGAAGUACUUCAAUCAGAUUGUUGGGUUCUUUGUGGUGGAGGAUCACAUAUUACAUGCCACACAAGGUCUGGUGACCCGAGCCUUCACCGAUGAGCUGUGGAACAUGGCCCUGUCCAAAAUCAUUGCAGUUCUCCGCACACACUCCUCGUACUGCAAUGACCCUGACCUGGUCCUAGAACUGAAGAAUCUGAUAGUUAUAUUCGCAGACACUUUACAGGGUUAUGGUUUCCCCGUGAACAGACUAUUUGACCUUUUGUUUGAGGUUCGAGAUCAGUACAAUGAAACAUUGCUCAAGAAAUGGGCACUGGUGUUCAGAGAGAUUUUUGAGCAGGAUAACUAUAGUCCCAUUCCUGUGGAUACUGAAGAGGAAUAUAAAGCAGUGGUCAGUCGAUUCCCCUUCCAUGAUGCUGAGAUCGAAAAGCAACAAUUUCCAAAGAAGCUGCCCAUGUCUCAAUCAGUCCCUCAGAUCUACACUCAAGUGAAGGAGUUUAUUUACGCCAGCUUGAAGUUCUCAGAGUCACUCCAUCGAAGCUCAACCGAGAUUGACGACAUGCUCCGUAAAUCCACAAACCUGUUGCUAACAAGGACGCUGAACUGCUGCUUACAAAACCUCAUCAAAAAGACACACAUCGGGUUGACUGAGCUAGUACAAAUUAUCAUCAACACCACCCACUUAGAGCAAGCAUGUAAAUACCUGGAGGAUUUUAUCACGAACAUCACCAACGUUUCCCCGGAAACAGUUCACACCACAAGACUCUACGGGCUUUCCACCUUCAAGGAUGCCAGGCAUGCAGCUGAGGGCGAGAUCUAUACCAAACUCAAUCAGAAAAUUGAUGAGUUCAUUCAGCUUGCUGAUUAUGAAUGGAGCAUGGCAGAGUCAGACGGCAGGGCCAGCGGAUACCUCAUGGAUCUCAUUAACUUUCUGCGCAGCACCUUCCAGGUCUUCACACAUCUUCCGAAUAACAACAAUGAUCAUGCUGCGAUGUCGGGGAAGGUAGCGCAGACGGCGUGCAUGUCUGCCUGUAAGCACCUGGCCACGUCACUGAUGCAGAUGCUGUUGGACACUGAACUCAAGCAGAUCAGCAUGGGAGCAAUUCAGCAGUUCAACCUGGAUGUCAUACAGUGUGAAUUGUUUGCCAGUUCUGAGCCUGUGCCAGGAUUCCAGGGAGACACGCUACAGUUGGCCUUCAUUGACCUCCGACAGCUUCUAGAUCUAUUCAUGGUAUGGGAUUGGUCUACAUAUUUGGCAGACUACGGACAGCCCACCUCAAAAUACCUGCGUGUGAACCCCUCCACCGCUCUUGCACUUUUGGAGAAGAUGAAAGACACAAGUAAAAAGAACAACAUCUUCUCCCAGUUCAGGAAGAAUGACCGUGACCGGCAGAAACUGAUCGAGACUGUGGUGAAGCAGUUGAGAAGUCUGGUCAAUGGCAUGUCACAACACUCCUAGAGUUCUUCACAUUCACUCCAAACACUGGCCUGGUUUUAAAGAGAUAGUCUCCCAAAAUGCAAAUUCAGGUUUAGAACAACAACUUGACCGAAGUUUCAUUUUUGGGUGAACUAUCCCUUUAACAAUGCAACCUAUACUUUCUUUUCUACUUUUUGCUUAGGUUCUUUUUCCUAAAUUCAAUAGCUCGCUAUAAAAUAACAAUUCUCUGGCUGUUCAAAGUACUGUGGUAUAUUUUGACAAAUGUAUUCUUCAUGUCUUUUGCCAAAAUAUUCACUGCUUUAGGAUUAUAAUGUAAAUAAUAAGGGAUUAAAAUGAAGAGAAGUUAUGCAGUAAUUUUUUUGUAAUGUAUUUUUAAAGGUUGAGAAUAAUGUUUUGUACAUUGUGAAAGUGCAUUGAUUCUGACACUACACUUGAGAGAGCAGACGUGUAUGUGACUGGUGACAUGUCCAAACAUGAUACUGGUGGUCAUAUUGCAACCUGUAUGAAAUUCUCUGUAGUGUAAUAUGAUUUUUAAUUGUAAAUAUUUAAAAACAUAUUUAACACCUCUAUGGAAUCAUGCUUCCCAUUGGUCGGUCUUGGUUCAAAUUCAAAUCAAAUAAGGAAACUUAUAUGUUUGCAUGACGAUGCUUAAUUGUUUUCAUACUUUGCUGAAACGUAUGGGCAUACACAGCACAUCUCAAAUUGUCAGUUACAUUUCGCUGAAUUAUGCACAAAAUGCACCACAGAAUGAUAUUUAAUUUUAGUUUUCUCAGGGUGAAAUGAGAGCUUUUGUUUCAGAUGCUUUAGAAUCUCAUUUUAAUAACUAAAUAAGCAAUAAUUGGUCCAGUUGCAGACUCAAAGUUGAAUUGAAAAAUUCAUUAUUAAUUUUUUCUUCUUUUAACAGGCAUUUUGCACUGAAAAUUAUUUAAGUUUGCCUUUAAACAAGCAACUAUGUGCUCAUGUAUUUAAAAUAUCAUUGUAUAUACCACAAUAUUUUGUUAAAAUGGGGGAAAAAAUGGAAUGUAGAGAUCUGUUCCCUAAACAGAACUAAACUUGGAUUACAUUUGUCUUUAGCUGUAAGGGUGUUUUCCAUAUUUCUGUUUUCCUGUUACAACACUAAUAUAGGUUACACUUUAAAAUAACUCUCAAAACUUGAAAAAUAUUCUUCACAGAUCAGUAGUUGAUGUACCUUAAAAUGUGGAUUAUAAGAAAUGAAAGUUUCACAACAUUUCAGCUACUUGAAUGUGUAUUAUCAAUUGAUCUGCUAAGCAUUAUACAUAUAAUGUAAUAAAGUUUGUUAAUAUUAUUAAAGAAAGUUAUUAUAAAGUGUUACCCUGAUAUUUGAUUAGUCAACCUAGAAUCAGAAUUUCCCAAAAUCCCUCUCCGGCAUUACCUGGAUUUACGCAAACCUCAUUGUUUUCAGAGUCCCCUCAUUUUUAUUUGUGUGCUUUAAUAAAAUAUUAUC